AUGAGUAAAUUUGUUGCAAGAUUUCCAUCCUACUUCGCUUUCUUUUUGUUGAUACUAUCUGGUAGCGUAGCCAGUCGUCAUUUGCAUUACGAUGAUGCUAAGUUGGUGUCUGCUGGUGUUGGUGGUAAUGAUGCUGCAACUCGAGUGGAAGAAUCAUUUCUACGUCUCAAAGGCAUGGAUUCAUUCGAGGAGCACUGUGAUCAUAUGUACGGUUUUUUACCAUGUUCAAGCAAUCUUUUAGGUCAUAUAUGCCUUGUUAUGGUUUAUGAGUUCCUAUUAUAUCAUGCUGAAUCCUGGGCUGGUGGUGAUGGGCGAAUUUUCCGUGUUUUUGGCAAGAACCCUUGGGUUUCAUAUUUUUCUCAACUUCUUGAUGCCCUUCCAGAUUCUAUAAUUCUUCUUGCAAUGGGACUAACAACUAGUGAAGAAAAAGCUCACGAUUAUGUUGUAACGGGUGCUGGGAUGCUAGCUGGAUCCUCAAUAUUACUUCUCACUAUUUUGUGGGGAGUAUGCUUCAUUUAUAGCCAGAAGGAAUUCUAUGCAGAACCCACAGCUAGUGUGAAUAGUGAAGUGAUACAACUAUUUACAGGUUCUGGUGUUGUUACAGAUGCGGAAACCAAAUAUCAUGCCAAAGUUUUGUUCUGUUCACUCAUACCAUUUAUAGUCAUCCUAUUGCCUAGUGUAUUUGGUUUAUCGUAUUCUAGUCAACAAUACAAAAUUGUGCUUCGUGCGUCUCUUCUUGUUUCAGUUUUAUGCGUAAUUAGUUACUUCAUCUAUCAGUAUCAUGAUCCCCAAAAAAUACAGAAAAGGAGACUGGAGUAUGCAGAAGUGGAACAAAAAGUGGAAAUGAAUAUACCAUUUUAUGAUGUAGAAGCACUUAUGCUGGAGAGGGAGAAGCAUUUCAUGAUUAUGGAAAGAAAAAUGGUCAACAUGUUGAUAGGAAAUCCCGAGAAACCUGAUGAAAAACUUACCAAGAAGGAAUUCUAUGAUAAUAUAUUUAAAGACUGGAUAGAACACACGAGAAAAUAUAUGUACGAUGCGUCUUCUUUCGAUAAAUCACAGGUUUUGGAACUGCUACGUGAAAAUAAGGAUUAUUUUAUAGAGCAGAUAUUUCGCAUGUUCAAACUGGGUAAACCAGAUAGAGAAAAAGACGGAACACAAGAUGUAGCACAAGUUAAAUCGGACAUAUAUAGUUUCUUCAAGAAGAUGGAUACUGACGAAGAUGAAUCUAUUACGUCAGAUGAACUGAAAAAUUACAUCAUGAAAGUAAAUGAUAAGGAGUUAAUGGUGGAUGAUGGGAUAGCAGAGAUCAUGAUGAGACAUUUAGACACUGAUAGUAAUAAAUGCAUCGAUAUAAGUGAAUUCGAAACCGGAGUUUCAAAAUUGCUUGAGUUACGUGAAUUAACAAAUCAGUCACAUGGCACUAAAGAAACUCAAAAAGACAGUUUGGUUGUUAAAGAAAAGGUAAAGGCGGAGAAAAAUGAAAUGAUUUGGGCAAUUAUAUGGUUAGUUCUCGGAAUCAUUCUGCUAGGUGGCUUGGCUGAGCCUUUGGUGGAGAGUGUUAGGGAAUUAUCAGAAUCUCUAAGUAUAGGGCCUUUCUAUUUAUGGUUCAUCUUAGUUCCUUUCGCUAUAAACAUUAGAACAGGUAUUGCAGCCUAUAGAGCUGCAAGGCAGAAGAGACAUCAAACUAUAUCUGUAAUUUUCUCCGAGAUAUACCACAAAGUUUUCAUGAACAACAUCGUGGGAUUUUUUGUUAUUGUUGCGGUCAUAUACUUCCGUAGCCUGACAUGGCAUUUCUCUGCCGAGCUUCUAGUUGUGGUCAUCGUUUGCAUCAUAAUGGGGAUUCUUGGAAGUUUCAAAACUAAGUUUCCAAACUGGACAUUGCUCAUUGUCGUCCCUCUCUAUCCUCUAUCUCUAUUGGUGGUUUACCUUGUCAACGAUGCUUUUCAGUCUACGUAAAUCUGUUAUAGAUGGUUUCAGAGUUGUGGUUAUGCAUAGCAUUUUAAACCGUGUUACGUAAUAUAUACUUACGGCUAGCCAAAUUUCAUUCCUGAUAUAUGAGUUAGCAAUUGUAUCAGGUUAUAUUUUCUACUUCAAUUCCUAGUACCAAUCUUUCUUUUGAAAAAUCACAUCGUCUCUGUAUUGUAUGACAAACCAUCGUAUGUAUUACUUCAUUUAUGACAAUUGUUAGAUAAACAAUGUCCUUCCAAAUUUCA
This is a messenger RNA of Erigeron canadensis, 2213 nucleotides long. RefSeq names its product sodium/calcium exchanger NCL2-like. Gene Ontology annotation, cellular component: membrane. The transcript has 8 exons. NCBI's taxonomy places the organism in Eukaryota, Viridiplantae, Streptophyta, Magnoliopsida, Asterales, Asteraceae. The record is from RefSeq and is a predicted model, not a curated record. Gene Ontology annotation, molecular function: calcium ion binding; calcium:proton antiporter activity. Gene Ontology annotation, biological process: intracellular calcium ion homeostasis; calcium ion transmembrane transport. Bases 1 to 1956 code for a protein of 651 amino acids.